Molecule: messenger RNA, 1569 nt
Organism: Cuscuta campestris
Lineage: Eukaryota; Viridiplantae; Streptophyta; Magnoliopsida; Solanales; Convolvulaceae
Source: the annotation of a GenBank genome assembly
GCGUGAGAAUAAUUGAAGAAGAAAUAGUUUUGGACAUGGUCUGGGGCAAAAAAGAAAUAGUAACCCAAUCCAGGGUUCAUCAUCAUGAUCAUCUCGAGGGAAGAAGAAGAACCAAGAUUCCCAGAUGAUAACAAUAAUGAAAACGGCGGCGGAGAUAGUGAAGAAGGGGGAGGCAAAGGAACGUGGAAGCACGCGGCUUUCCACGUCGCCACCACCAUAGCUACGCCGGCGGCGUUUGCUCCGCUGCCCUUUGCCGUUGCUUCUCUCGGUUGGCCUCUUGGAGUAGCUAGUUUGGUUAGCGGGACACUGAUCGCUUGGUAUUCUAGCCUACUGAUUGCGUCACUUUGGAAAUGGAACGGGAAGCUGCACCCCACGUAUGGCCACCUUGCCCAAAGCAUUUAUGGGCUGUGGGGUUUCUGGUCUGUUGCAUUCUUUCAGCAAGUGGCUUCUCUUGGCAAUAACAUUGCCAUUCAGAUUGCUGCAGGAAGCAGCCUUAAGGCAAUAUACAAGUACUACCAACCUGAUGGGAGCCUAACUUUGCAACAUUUCAUCGCCUUUUUUGGAGCUUUUGAACUUGUUUUGUCCCAACUCCCAGACAUUCAUUCAUUGAGAUGGGUAAAUGCUCUUUGCACUUUCAGUACCAUUGGUUUUGCUGCCACAACGAUAGGAGUAUCGAUAUAUAAUGGAAAGAGGGUCGAUAGAAGGUCAGUCGAUCAUCGUGUUCAUGACAACAUAUCUUCUAGAACAUUCAAGGCCUUCAAUGCUCUGGGAUCAAUUGCCUUUUCAUUCGGGGACGCAAUGCUUCCAGAAAUACAGAAUGCUGUGAGAGAACCUCCCAAAGAAAACAUGUAUAAAGGCGUGUCAGCCGCGUACGGCGUCAUCAUUUUAUGUUACUGGCAUUUAGCCUUCUUUGGGUAUUGGGCAUUUGGUUCAGAAGUUCAACCUUACAUUCUGGCUUCUCUCACUUCUCCAAAGUGGACAAUCAUAAUGAGCAACAUCUUUGCAGUGAUUCAAAUAUCAGGUUGCUUCCAGAUAUACUGCAGGCCAACAUUUGCAUACUUUGAGGGGAGAAUGAAAAUGCAAUCGCCAGAGGAAAGCAGCAAAGGCAAAUCCCGCAGGCUGCGCGAGUGCCUAAUCCGUCUGUCUUUUACCACCCUUUACAUGGGCAUUGUAACACUAAUCGCGGCGGCAGUUCCAUUUUUUGGGGAUUUUGUAGCCAUCUGCGGAGCCGUAGGUUUCGCCCCCUUAGAUUUUGUGUUCCCUGCGUUGGCACAUCUGAGAGCCGGUAGGAGUUGCCGGAACACAAAGCUCCGGCAGGUUGUGAAUGUCCUGAAUGUAGCGAUUGCCGUCUGCUUCUCGGCUGUGGCGGUUUUGGGAUGCGUUGGUGCGAUCAGGUUUAUCAUUUCAGAUGCCAGAACCUACUCGUUCUUCCAUGAUAUGUAGAAUGGGAACACAUAAAAAAACAAAAAAGUCAUUUCUUUGUUUCUUUCAAUCAAACUGCUGUAUUUAAAAUGUUUCUAAGCGUUCCCAAUCAUUUGAUACAUUUGUUCUAUUAUAAGGGUGUUUGGG